Abrus precatorius (Indian licorice) is the source of this 1375-nucleotide messenger RNA. Its product is annotated as protein MAINTENANCE OF PSII UNDER HIGH LIGHT 1. The transcript is spliced from 4 exons. The coding region runs from base 242 to 916 and encodes 224 amino acids. Lineage: Eukaryota; Viridiplantae; Streptophyta; Magnoliopsida; Fabales; Fabaceae. The record is from RefSeq and is a predicted model, not a curated record. Gene Ontology annotation, biological process: regulation of protein complex stability. Gene Ontology annotation, cellular component: chloroplast thylakoid membrane.
ACACAUGACACAUCCCACUCAACUAGUCCCUUUAAGCUCCACCACGAAACACCAAUCCCUUAACACACACACGUGUUCACUUUCAUCCACCGAGCCAUAACCCCCAAGUUCUCCUUCAAAACACCAUCAAAAUCCUAACUUUGUUGCAACCCUUUUGAUGUGCUUUCCUUUUGAGAUCAUUUUGCUUCAAACUUGAAUUUUGUAUUAACACACUUCCUCUCACUCAUUCAUCACCAAUAUAAUGGCUUGUGCAUUGCAAGCAACCUUAGCAGCCAACACCUAUGGCUUUUCUGCAAGGAGAUUCUCCUUGAAGCACCACAUGACCAAUAAGGGAAGAUCUUGCUUGUUCACUGUCAGAGCUUCUCCUGAUGACUCUGACUGCAAUGAGGAAGAGUGUGCUCCGGAUAAGGAAGUUGGGAAGGUCAGUGUGGAAUGGUUAACUGGGGAGAAGACUAAAGUAGUAGGUACAUUUCCACCUGGUCGUAAGCGGGGUUGGACAGGGUAUGUUGAGAAGGACACUGCUGGGCAGACAAACAUAUACUCGGUUGAGCCAGCAGUUUAUGUGGCCGAAAGUGCAAUAAGUUCAGGAAGUGCUGGCUCUUCUUCUGAUGGUGCUCAGACCACAGUGGCAAUUGUUGCAGGCAUUGCCCUGGUCUCAGUUGCUGCAGCAUCAUCAAUACUGCUACUAGUUGGUAAGAAUGCUCCUCCUCGGAUCCAGACGGCCGAUUACUCUGGACCAUCACUUAGUUACUACAUCAACAAGUUCAAGCCACCCGAAAUUACUCAAGCAUCUGCUCCUAGUGAGGCAGAACUAUCAUCACGUGUUCAACCUGAAAGCUCUUCUCCAGAAGUUUCUGGAGUUCAGUUUGAAUCACCAAUUCAGCUGGAGAACUUAAGUGUUAGCACUGAAUUCUAGUGGAAAGUGAUGAUAUUAGCGAACACAACUUGACUAAAGGUUAACCCCUGCAUUAGCUUCAGCCUUUAUAUAAUCUUCAAAAUAGUGAGACCACAUUUUAGAUUUUAUAAUGUCCUUUUGGUUUCUAAGGAUUUUAGAGGCAUGUUCAAGAUCCCUAUUGGUUCUCACUUUCUCUCAUUAUCUUCCAUUGACUUGUAUAAGUACUUCCGUUGUGAAUGAAAGAAGACACCACGCUUCUGUGUCCUCUCUAGAUCAUUCUCUCCACUCUUUUUAUAUCUUAUGCCUAUUUGCAUUCCUUAAUUUAUCGGCAUGAUCAAAUCUCCAACACUGCAGCAAAAUCCUUCUUUAUUUCGAGCAUAGGUCUGUACUAACUAUAUGAUGAGUUUGAUCUAAAAGGAGGUUUUACUAGAAGGUAGCAUUUUUCUUACCAUUUUUAUUAAUAUAGUUUAUGGCUUAUCU